AUGUUAAAUGAAACGAAGGCCACUGAAUUAGAAGAGAAAAAUCCUUUACGAGAAGGCAACGAAUCAAGGUCCCUACAGGAAGACCUUCACGCGAAGGCCACUGGAUUAGAUGGUCAUUCAUCAACAGUUUAUUCAGUCAAUUUCUCUCCUGAUGGUACUACAUUAGCAUCUGGUAGUGAUGAUAAAUCUAUCCGUUUAUGGGAUGUUAAGACAGGAUAAUAAACAGCCAAAUUAGAUGGUCAUUCAUAAGCAGUUAUAUCAGUCAAUUUCUCUCCUGAUGGUACUACAUUAGCAUCUGGUAGUUUGGAUAACUCUAUCCGUUUAUGGGAUGUUAAGACAGGAUAAUAAAAAGCCAAAUUAGAUGGUCAUUCGCAUUAUGUUUAUUCAGUGAAUUUCUCUCCUGAUGGUACUACAUUAGCAUCUGGUAGUUUUGAUAACUCUAUCCGUUUAUGGGAUGUUAAGACAGGAUAAUAAAUCUUAUCCUCAGCUAAUCGUUAUCAAAAUAUUCUAGCUUAAUUUUAACCUUCAAUAAUUAAAAAUAAUGCUCUUUCAGAUACUGUUCAUUCUAACGUUACCAUCCUUCUAAUAUCACAAUAACUCAUCUUUUAAUCAUAAGGUGCUCAAAUUUUACAAGGACAGUUUCAUAAUCCAUAAGGCAUAGACUUGAGAACAUUAUUCUAAUAAAAAGGAAGCUUGAUUUUAGAAAACUAGUAAAAACUGUAAGAUUGA
Messenger RNA from Paramecium tetraurelia, 729 nucleotides. RefSeq lists its product as uncharacterized. The record is from RefSeq and is a predicted model, not a curated record. Gene Ontology annotation, molecular function: protein binding. NCBI's taxonomy places the organism in Eukaryota, Ciliophora, Oligohymenophorea, Peniculida, Parameciidae. The transcript has 3 exons.